Molecule: messenger RNA, 1944 nt
Organism: Paramecium primaurelia
Lineage: Eukaryota; Ciliophora; Oligohymenophorea; Peniculida; Parameciidae
Source: the annotation of a GenBank genome assembly
AUGCUCAGGAUUCAAAAUCGCAUUAAACAUGAUAAUGCUGAAUUGCUGGCUAUCAUUGAUAGAUGUUCAUGUAUGAUAUGAUUUUAAUUUAGAAAUAAUGAAAGAUGACAGGUUAACUCUUAGACAAAUGAUAAAAGACAGUAAUUCAGAAAUAAUUUCAUUAGUUACAACUUAUAAGAAGAAGAAUGGUAUAAAUAUACAAUUAAUAUUUUAGAUUUAAGAUUGUUAUAAUAAGAAUUAAGGAAAUUGUUGAAUAAAGUUAAAGGCAAAUAAUAAUAGUAAUAAUAACAAUAAUAAUAAUAAUAAUAAUAAUAAACUUAGAUUUAAUUUAAUACUAGAAUAUCAAAAGAAAAUUAAGUAAAUAUUUCUCAAUCUAAAACCUCACGAACUCCUUCUAGAUAAACUACAAGUAUUUAAAAAAAUAGAAAUUUUGUAAGUCCACCUAAAAGAUCUUUAAGCAGAUAAACUAAAUAGUCAAUAAUUCCAAAAUAAGAAAAUUCUCCAAGAUUCAAUGAAGAUAUUAAAUAAAAUAGUCCUAAUUCUCCAGAAUUUUAAUUGUAAAUUUAUUAGAAUUAAUUAUUAAGUGUUUCUCCAGAUAAAAUUGAAUAAUAAAGAUAAUAGUUGGAAUAAUUUGAACAAAAAUUGAAGUAAUAUACUUAAGGAGAGAACUUCUAAAAAUUAUUUGAUUAAUAAGAAUAUACAAAAAAGAGAGAUGAUAUUGUACUAGCUAGUUUUUAAAAUGUAUAUUAAUUAUUGUUAAUUACAGUUUACAAAAGAUUAAGCUUGGGUUUUUGUAGAACCUGAUAAAGAUUAAAAUAAAGAUAAAGAAGAUGAUUUAUAAUAAUAGAAUCUUCAUAGAAGGUAGUAUUCUUACAUGUCAAUGCCCAAAGAUAUUGGAAUUCAUUAACAUCAUAAUACUGAAAUAAUAGAAAUUAAAUUGUCAACCUAAUCUAAAAAAGAAUCAAAACAUCCCUUAUAAAAUUCAUAUCAAGAAAUUGGAACUGAUCUUUAAGGGUCUCAAAAUUUUUAAGGUAGUGGUUUUGGAUAAUAAAAUUAAGACAUAUUAAAUUGUAAAUAAGAAAAACAAUAAACAUAAAAUUAAUAAGAAAUAAAAUAAAAAUAUGAAUAAUAAAAUGAUAAUAUUUAUUAAUCUAAAAUAUUAACAAAAUAUGAAGAAAAUGAAUAUGUUUAAUUUUAAAACACUUAAAAUAAUGAAAGAUAAUAACCAUAAUAAUAUAUUGAUACUAAUGAUGAGGAUUAAUAUAAACCUGUGAUUACUGAAGAUGAUAUAAUGAAAAAAUAUGCAGAUCUGUUUACUGCACCUGACUUUUUAAAAUAAUGUAUGGCUACUUGUUAAACUCAGAAAACACUUGAAUCAUUUGCUGAUAGUAGAAGUCUUAAUUUUAUUGUUCCAUGUCAAAGUAUGGUGUGUCAGGAUGUUGAAACAACUAAAAAAGGGAAAUAUUCAUUAUUAUCUCAAUUAACUGCUGAAUAGAUAUUUGAUGAGAUAUUUCCUGAAUCAUCUUUAUAAAAGAUAAGCAAAGCAUUUUUUAGAUUUAAAAUGGAGGUUGUAUUUUAAUAAUUGUAACAUGAUCCUUCUUAAGAGGAAUUAGAUGAAAUGUUCUAUUAGGUUGAUAUACUAAAAGAUGGAUUUAUAGAUGUUAAUGAAAUGGGAUAAUUUUUAGAUAGUGUUUGUCCUAAAUAAGAUAGAUAAAUUUAUAAUAAAAUUGAUAAAAGUAAUAAAGGAUAUUUUGAUGAAUAAGAAUUAUGUUAGUAGUCUAAUAAAAAUAUUGCUAGAUAAUACUUUUAAGAAUUGGAUUUAUUAAAUACAAAUAAAAUAACAUAUUGGGAAUAUUAUUUAAAGUAAUUAUAUAUUAAUAAUGUAGACGUACUACAAAUAUUGGUCAAUAGGUUAUUAAUAUGAUAUAAAAAAGUUAAGAUUGA